AUUUCCGGCCAGCUCAGCGUACGGAGGAGUGUUGUGUAGCUGUACUCAAGACACAGACAUUGUACAGCUGUUAACUGCUUCAUAUACACCUGCUGUGGGUAAAUUUUACAUUACAGCAAAAUGGUGCUGCUGACAAUGAUCGCGCGGCUGGCGGACGGACUGCCGCUGGCGGCUUCAAUGCAGGAGGACGAGCAGGGAAGUGAAAAGAUGGGUCGAGAUCUCCAGCAAUAUCAGAGCCAAGCCAAACAGCUCUUUCGCAAAUUAAAUGAACAGAGUCCAAACCGGUGCACCUUAGAGGCUGGCUCCAUGGCCUUUCACUACGUCAUAGAGAAAGGCGUUUGCUAUCUGGUGCUCUGUGAGGCCGGGUUUCCUAAAAAGCUAGCCUUCGCUUAUCUCGAAGAUCUGCAGGCAGAGUUUCAUGAACAGCAUGGCAAGAAGGUGCCCACGGUCUCCAGGCCCUACUCUUUCAUAGAGUUCGAUACAUACAUUCAGAAGACCAAAAAGUCUUACAUCGACAGCAGAGCACGCAGGAACCUGAGCAACAUCAACACAGAGCUACAGGAUGUACAGAGAAUCAUGGUGGCCAACAUAGAAGAAGUUCUGCAAAGAGGGGAGGCCUUAUCUGCAUUGGACUCAAAGGCCAGCAACUUGUCCAGCCUUUCCAAGAAAUACAGAAGCGACGCCAAGUACCUGAACACUCGCUCCACAUACGCUAAGCUAGCUGCGGGUGGAGUCUUCUUCAUCAUGCUGAUCGUAUACGUGCGCUUCUGGUGGCUGUGAGGUGCGGGAUGUGCGGAGGGAAGAGGGGCUCUUGAGAAAGUCACGGGUGAAAAGCAGACGGACUCUCACACGACGACAAGUUCACGUUGUGUUUUAAAGCCACAGCUUGUUCUUAAAGACUGUUGGAUCUGGCAUUUUCCCUCCUAACAGGCUGUUAAGUCCCUAACCUGAUCCUCACCGCUAUCUGUUUUAUGAACUACACAGAAGUUUGUCUGCACUUGUUUGGAGUGUGAACGAAAGAGAGAAAGCGUCUUUUUUUUUCCUGUAUGCUGUAUGUCUUUGUGAUAUCCCUCCGUUGAUGGAAAUUAAUCUUAUAUACUGUAUAACAGUAUACUGUAAAGCAGCAGUGCAUCCAAAAAAGGUGAAUUGAUAAUUCAUUAACAGAAGUAUGUUAAUUCAGAUUUGUAGUUUUAGCACAUUGUGGGUUGGAUCACUUCCACUGGACACUUAAUUCUCCUCAUGCUAUGGCUGUUAGGUUCAGCCAGGGGAAUAAACGUAAAGCAAGCUUGUGGGUCAGCUGUAAUAAUAAAGCUUUGGUCCACCCAAUGAUUUAGCAUAGAAUGAAUAAUUGUAACUGUCUGCCCAUUUAGGCUCUUAUCUAAACCUGACGCUUAAGAAUUCAACUUGUAUCUCUUAAAGCCUUAAAAUGGAGUGGCUGAUUAAGUCUUAGUUUGAAUUCGUCUCUUGUACACUUGUGACACAUUUACACCAAACAGAUCAUUUGGAUUGUUUUCUUGGUGCAAAAGUUGCCCAACAAGCAGCACUUGCACUGCAGCGAGGAGGUCUGUGGUCAUGUCCAGUUACUCAAUCCGGACCAGAUCGUUGAAAUUAGUGUCAGGGGUGGACUGACACUUUUUUUUUUUUUUUUUUUUUCUUAGAAAAACAGAGAUUUGGGAUAAAUGCAAUCUAGAAACUACAUACACCUGUAUCUGUGGUCCUGCCUCGUGCACGGUUGCAGAUAUAUGGCCCGGGUUCCUACAGCUUUCUCUUUCAGUGUUUACAUGAAUCUGUAUUUUACAUGCAUUGAAGAACUUAACCCACAGUAACUUAUCAGACACCCAUGUACCAACUGGAUGAGGUCGGGAUGCUCAUCAGAAGAGUUUGUUGGUCUCACCAAACCUACAGUAUAAAUAAAAUCAUUUAAACUCAA
This is a messenger RNA of Puntigrus tetrazona (Sumatra barb), 1930 nucleotides long. RefSeq names its product SEC22 homolog B, vesicle trafficking protein b (gene sec22bb). Gene Ontology annotation, biological process: vesicle fusion with Golgi apparatus; endoplasmic reticulum to Golgi vesicle-mediated transport; retrograde vesicle-mediated transport, Golgi to endoplasmic reticulum. The transcript has 6 exons. Lineage: Eukaryota; Metazoa; Chordata; Actinopteri; Cypriniformes; Cyprinidae. The record is from RefSeq and is a predicted model, not a curated record. Gene Ontology annotation, cellular component: endoplasmic reticulum membrane; endoplasmic reticulum-Golgi intermediate compartment; ER to Golgi transport vesicle membrane. Gene Ontology annotation, molecular function: SNAP receptor activity. Bases 121 to 780 code for a protein of 219 amino acids.